CAGGCUUGGGAGACUGAGGCGCAGAGAGCGGGAGGGGCUUUGUCCAGGCUCACCCAGGAAUCCGGAACUGGAAAUGUGUAUGGAGCAGUUAGCGUCUGCCAGGCCUCGAACGUGAUCGGGGACUCGGCGCUGAAAGAGGUACUGCCAUGUGAGAGUACCGGAGGGGCUCCUGAAGGACCUGUUGCCAGGACCAGUGACCCUGGUAAUGGAACGCUCAGAGGAGCUCAACAAGGACCUGAAUCCUUUCACUCCUCUUGUAGGCAUCCGGAUUCCUGACCACGCCUUCAUGCAGGACUUGGCCCAGGUGUUUGGGGGGCCACUCGCGCUCACCAGUGCCAACCUCAGCUCCCAGUCCAGCUCUCUGAAUGUUGAGGAAUUCCAGGACCUGUGGCCUCACUUGUCCUUGAUCAUUGAUGGGGGACCCAUUGGGGACGGCCAGAGCCCAGAGUGUCGAUUAGGCUCAACUGUAGUUGACUUGUCUGUGCCUGGAAAGUUUGGCAUCAUUCGUCCUGGUUGUGCCCUUGAAAGUACUUCAGCCAUCCUCCAGGAGUACGGGCUGCUCCCCUCACAUGGAUCCUGCUUGUGACACUCUGGAGGAGGGUGGGCCCAAUGACUGGUGCUGGACACUAUGUGUCCGACCGCUGGUAGCUGGCAAGGCCUCAUUUGCAGAGGCUGCUAGGGCUACAGUGUUAGUAGUCUGACCUUUUAAGGCAGAGUUUCUUUCUGAACUGUAUAGACCAGAACUCAGAAGCUGCUCGUUAAGCCUCACACCUGGUUUGGGAGGUUAUAUUAAUUUAUCUAUAAUUUCCUAUAUUAGCUAAAAGCUGAAUAGAAAUUUUAAGUCCAUUCCUAGGAUGGCCUGGUUCGGUUAAGAGAUAGGUUUCUUCUUCCUUUGAUUUUUGAAAAAUAAAUAACCAGUUUGCAAUCUAAUGAGAACCUCUUCUCUGGUGGGUAGUGGCAUUUAAGGUCCAAAUCAGCUAACGCAUCAGUUGAUGCUUUUUUUAAGAGUCUCAAGUGACCAAAGGCACUUUGUGCUUCUGAAGCUGGAACCAGGUUAGGAUAAAACCUGUGGAGCCAUAGGCCAAACACUACUUCCUCUGAACCAGGGCUGGUUCUGUGCUGUAAUUGCCUGGCAGAGUCAUCAUUUUGGUCUAAUGAUGGGAAGUAAGCUCAGUUGGGGCAGGGGGGUCCAAAUUAUUAAAAAAUGUUGGAAAAUCUCUGCUGUUCUUUUUAGCCACUUUUUUCUUAUUUAUUCAUAAUACAAAGUAUAAUGACUUACACCUGUAAUACCUUUAUUUAAAUCCAGUGUCUACCCUGCAGCUUUUAUUUACAUAUAUAUAUCUCUCAAGUAUUAAACAUAAUUAUUGUUGGGCAUUUGAACUUUGUUUUUUCUUUAAUAGAAAAGAAUGCUAUUAAACCUCUUCGUACAUGUUU
This is a messenger RNA of Dama dama (fallow deer), 1434 nucleotides long. It is a transcript of the gene YRDC, whose product is annotated as yrdC N6-threonylcarbamoyltransferase domain containing. Gene Ontology annotation, cellular component: cytoplasm. The coding region runs from base 206 to 586 and encodes 126 amino acids. Lineage: Eukaryota; Metazoa; Chordata; Mammalia; Artiodactyla; Cervidae. The record is from RefSeq and is a predicted model, not a curated record. Gene Ontology annotation, molecular function: double-stranded RNA binding; nucleotidyltransferase activity; tRNA binding. Gene Ontology annotation, biological process: regulation of translational fidelity. The transcript has 5 exons.